AUGUCGUACCAACAAGGACAAGGAUACCCUCCACAACAGUAUCCACCUGGCCAGUAUCCUCCUCCUCCACAACCUGGAUAUGGUCCUCCACCACCACAAUGGCAGCAACCUCAACCACAGUAUUAUCCACCUCCACAGCCACCACCAAGAGAGGAAGACGAAUGUUCAAAACUGAGAUUUGAAUUUACCGUUAGAUCAUUGCAGACUGAUACAAAAACAAAUAUCAUCACCAUCACCUCAAUUGAGACUGAGGAAAAUGAAAUUUUUUCAAUACCUAAUGAUAUGCAAAAUAUUUCCUAUCAUGAAAAAAUCCAGACGACAGCAGCUUUUCAGAAAGUAAAACGGGUUCUAACAAAACGGGGCACUACAAGAAAAGUUUGGAUCGCAGAUGAAGAUAUUUUGAAAGUUUAUAUGGACGAAUAUGGGAAUAUACAAUUCAAUGAUUUUCUCUUAGAACAACAAAGCAUUCAGUGGAGAGAAUCUUUAACAUCUACACCUGGUAUCUCACUAGAUACGUUAGAACAUAUCUUAGAGAGAGUAUCAAAGUCAAAUGAAACACAAUGUAUUGAAUCCUUUAAUAAAAAAAAGUAUCAGAACAAUUUGUGA
This is a messenger RNA of Diabrotica virgifera virgifera (western corn rootworm), 606 nucleotides long. RefSeq lists its product as uncharacterized. NCBI's taxonomy places the organism in Eukaryota, Metazoa, Arthropoda, Insecta, Coleoptera, Chrysomelidae. Bases 1 to 606 code for a protein of 201 amino acids. The transcript is spliced from 2 exons. The record is from RefSeq and is a predicted model, not a curated record.